Messenger RNA from Stegodyphus dumicola, 704 nucleotides. RefSeq names its product cuticle protein 16.8-like. Lineage: Eukaryota; Metazoa; Arthropoda; Arachnida; Araneae; Eresidae. Gene Ontology annotation, cellular component: chitin-based extracellular matrix. Gene Ontology annotation, molecular function: structural constituent of chitin-based larval cuticle. The record is from RefSeq and is a predicted model, not a curated record.
UUCUUUAAGAACAAGAAUCUCCUUGCAGUAAAUCUCCUUUUAAAGAAACUGGAAAUGUUGUCUAAGGUUUCUCUGCUUCUCUUUAUCGCUGUUGCUGCAUCCGUAAAUGCGUUCUUAGUGCCCAACGGAGAAGAAGGUAAAAUGCACGUGCCUCAUCCAUAUGCUUUUGGCUAUACGGUGAAAGACAAGGGCAGUGAACAACAAAGAGAAGAGACUAGUGAUGGGAAUGGAGCUGUCAAAGGCAGUUAUGGAUUCACUGAUGAGAGAGGUGUUAAGCGCCAGGUCACUUAUAUUGCAGACAAAGGUGGGUAUAGGGCAGAAGUAAAUACCAACGAACAUGGAACAGCUGCUGUGGAUCCUGCUGCUGUCAAAAUGGUGUCCUCUGCCCAUCCUUACUUCGGGGGAGCUGGAGCUCACAUGGGACCAAUAGAAAUUCCUACAGGAGCAGUUUCGAAAGUUGCAGUGCCUAUGCCACAUGCUGGUGGUGCUGGGUAUGUAGGUGCAAAAUUCGGAGCAUACUGAAAGCAAUUUUAUAAGAAUUCCUAGGGACUCCUACAGAAAUAUAGAAUUCAAUGGUAAACCUUUGGUAUAAUUUGCAGAUACUGCAUCUGUGAUAUGUUCUUUUUUAGUUAUUGGUGUUUGUAAAUACUUUUUUGUCUUUACAUGGAUUUUUAGAUAAUGUGAAAAAGCCAUUUGUUAUCACA